CAUCCUCGCUGUUGACGUGUGGUGUGUAUAAUGUAUUGAAUUUUUAAAUUUGUCCAAGAUAUUAUAAUUUUAUUAUCUUAUCUAAAUAAACAUUGUAGUAAGAAUGGAAAGCAGAAUGUAAUUCUCCAUAUUAUUCACGUAUCAUGUAUUGGAAUAAUUGAAGAAAAUGAUGUUUAGAGAGACAAUAAGCUUCGUUUUAUUGAUAUUUGCAGUUAAUGGUCAACAGCGUAAAUGUAACUUUGCCGAUCUCGAUAAAGAUGUUGACUGUGGAAAGAAUGAAGUUUGCGAAGAGUCAGGAUGGUGCAAUUGUUUACCAGAUUUCCAGAAAAAAGACAAUGAAUGUGUUUCUGUUGCCUCCGAAGACAUCAAGUCAUCUAAUUAUUUAAAUUUAGUUAAUAAUCAAGGUAGCGGUUCUAUAGUCGCCGGAAUAUUGAUUCCUUUAUUUCUAAUAGUAUUUGUAAUGUGCGGAGUUUACGUAACGAGGAAGUACCACUUACUCUCGUGGUUUAGGAACAGGUUUCGUCGAAGGCACGAAAAUUACGAUGAAUUUAUGAUAGGGCAAGACGAAGACGACGAGCCUCUCAGUUAAACAUGCUUUUGCUGCAUCCUUUUUGUAUUUUUAUUGUUUUAACUUAUUCUCUCCUAAAUAGCACAAAGUACAAUGAUUCAUCUAUAAGAUAGUAAAUACUUUUUUUCAUAUUUGUGGUCAGUGAUUAAUGUUAAAUACUUGCCAGAAAGAUCCUUAUACUUUGCAAGGAAGAUCCUUAUAUUUUAAAUACCUAUAGUAACUUUUAAGGCCGUUUGUAUUUUGUACAUUUAGCGUUGUAUGUUAGUCUUCUAAAUGUUACAAAAACUCAUACCAAAGGUAAAAAAAUACUGUCUAAAUAAAAUGCUA
Molecule: messenger RNA, 895 nt
Organism: Phyllotreta striolata
Lineage: Eukaryota; Metazoa; Arthropoda; Insecta; Coleoptera; Chrysomelidae
Source: the annotation of a GenBank genome assembly